AUGAGUAACUGCGAGCGACUCAUCGAAUUGAUUGUACUUAAACUGAAUCAAGACUGGUUUCCGCUCUUAGAUCUGCUCUCAAUGGUCUUCUGUCCAUCCAAUAAAUUUCACUCAUUUACGAGCACUCGACCCGAAAUGACUGUGCGAUCGCCGGACGAAGAAGUGUUUGCCAAAAGUCCGGACCCGCGGACGCCUCGGGGAUGGCUCGUAGACUUGAUUAACAAAUUUGGGAAAUCAGGCGGUUUUCGGAUAUUAUUAGAGCGUUUCGAAAGCGGGCCAACACUUACUGUUCCUCUAAUCGCCGCACUAUUGAAACCGUUUGGCUUUUGUUACGACUUAUUAACGCCGCAAACGGUUGAGAAAUAUUUUUUACCAAUNAAAUCAGGCGGUUUUCGGAUAUUAUUAGAGCGUUUCGAAAGCGGGCCAACACUUACUGUUCCUCUAAUCGCCGCACUAUUGAAACCGUUUGGCUUUUGUUACGACUUAUUAACGCCGCAAACGGUUGAGAAAUAUUUUUUACCAAUUGUUAAACUCGUGCCUCAAUUCUUGGAUAAUCUGACCGACGAUGAGCUCAAGAAAGAAGCCAAGAAUGAGACCAAAAACGACGCGCUCUCCGGAAUAGUGAAGGCAUUGAAGUGUUUGACGUCUCGCAUACCAAACGAAGAGGAGAUGAUUAAAAGUUUAGAGAUUUUUAGGCUAAAGACUAUUUUACGAUUGCUUCAAAUCUCGUCAUUCAACGGCAAAAUGAAUGCUCUCAACGAAGUGAAUAAAGUGAUCACAAAUGUUUCCUAUUAUUCGCAUCGACACCAAAACCCCGGAUGUAUGACUGGUGUCGAUGAGGAGGAAUGGCUGACCGCCGAGAAGAUGGCCGAAUGGCUGAAGGAGAACAAAGUGCUGCAAAUUGUGUUAAGAGAUUCUCUACAUCAGCCGCAAUACGUCGAGAAGUUAGAGAAAAUUAUUCGUUUUGUCAUCAAAGAGAAGGCCUUAACUCUGGAAGACUUGGACGACGUCUGGUCGGCGCAGAGCGGCAAACACGAGGCCAUCGUGAAGAACGUACACGACUUGUUGGCAAAGCUCGCCUGGGAUUUCGCGCCCGAACAGUUGGAUCAUCUCUUUGAAUGCUUUCAGUCGAGUUGGACUAAAGCCACUAAAAAACAGAGAGAGAAACUCUUAGAACUGAUCCGACGCUUAGCCGAAGACGAUAAGGACGGACUGAUGGCCAACAAAGUGCUGAAUCUAUUGUGGAAUUUGGCUCAUUCUGAUGAUGUGCCCAACGAUAUCAUGGAUCAGGCACUCGGAGCUCACGUUAAAAUAUUAGACUACAGUUGCUCUCAGGAUAGAGACUCACAGAAGACUGAAUGGUUAGACAAAUGUGUAGAAGAGCUGAACAAACCGAACGGUGGCUUUUGGGUAUUGCCUGCACUGAAACAGAUCCGUGAGGUUUGUUCCCUGUAUAACGAGGCGCCGCCAAACUUCGUAGUCUCCGGUCCCACCAUUUCGGCCAACACUUCACACCAUCAAAGAGUCACACAUUUGAUAUAUAGGCACGAAAUUAUAUCUCGACUCCAGAACCAGCACUCGCUUGUGAUACUGGUGUCGGAAAACCUGUCCUCAUAUAUGAAUAGAGUGCGGACUCUAUAUAAAGAGAACAAACACUUGAAUCCCAAUCACGUCUAUCCCGACAGUCGAUUCUCUCACGUCCAAGAAGUUCAGGAAAGACUCAAUUUCUUGCGAUUUCUCCUAAAAGACGGUCAGUUGUGGUUGUGUUCACCGCAAGCGAAACAGAUCUGGAAGUGUUUGGCAGAGAAUGCCGUUUAUCUCGAGGACAGAGAGGCGUGCUUUCGGUGGUUCUCGCAACUGAUGAGCGACGAACCGGAUUUAGAUCCAGACAUAAACCGAAACUUUUUUGAGAAUAAUAUCCUCCAAUUGGACCCGUCGUUAGUGACUGAAACUGGAAUCGAGUGUUUCGACCGAUUCUUCAAAGCGGUGAACGUAAAGGAGGGAAAACUGAUUGCAAAGAGACGUUUCUAUCAAAUGGAAGACAACGAACUCAUAGGAAUAGACUAUUUAUGGAGAGUUAUUCUGUGUUGCAGCGAAGACGUGGCCCGAAAGGCCAUAGAACUGCUGAAAGAGACGUACACUAAUCUCGGACCCAAACUCCAGUCAUCGCAAGUGGAACUUCACGAGGAUUUUAUUACCACAUGCUUUGACAGAUUGCGCGCCAGUUAUGACACCAUUUCCAUCCUCGAGAAGGACUUGUCCUCCGAGACACGUGUCCGACAAGAGAUGACAAAAAUGACUCGAGUGUUGGACGCGCUCUACGAAUACGUGAACCAAUGCGACAAUGAUUUCGGCGAAGAGCGCACUAUUCUGCCAAUGAGUCGAUCCUUUCGUGGCAAACAUCUAAUGCUAAUCAUUCGCUUUCCAAAUCAUGGCCGACAUGUGGACGACAUUGAGAUCUGGACGCAUACUAACGAUACUUUGCAUUCAAUUAGGCAACAGAUUCUAUCAAAGUAUGAAAAUAUGUCUCUAACUGGUAAACUAUUUCAAGUCAACUCGAAUAUGGCCUGUUCUCCAGACUCAUCGUCGGAUAGUUCCACGGGUUCGCCACACAAUCCAUACAUUGGAUCUAAUCCAGAGGCUGAGGCGUGUCUGCCAGGAGUGAUAAUGUCAAAUCAGCCACAAUUCGCUCAAUUCUUGUUCCAAUUGGCAGACAUUGGGAUGUCGUUAAAUAACCCGUCAUUACGCGAAAGUGCAUUAUCUCUGCUCAAAAUAAUGCCGGCCGACACUCAGACCAUUCAACACAUCAAACAGUUGUGUUUGUGUCCGCCCGGCAUCUCAUAUGAAGAACAGGGACUCAAAUUUGAUUCAGAAUUUUUUGAUACUUCUCCGACUCGUAUUAUCUAUAAUAUGGGAAUUAUUUAUUCGCUUCUUAUUCCCGCCUCUAAUCCCAUCUCAGAAGAGGCACAAGAAUUUCAAUUGAAUUUUAUGAAAAGCGGCUGCGGUUUGAAAAUUCUUGAAUUACUCACAAAAAAUAAUUUUCUCUCAAAUGCCGACGACUUUAGCAAAAUGUGCGCGUAUUUGAUUGUAUUGAAGAUAAGCAAACUAACGCUCACCACAAUCGCCAACUGUGUGUUGACACCGAUGUCUGCUAACUCUCCAAACCUGAUAAUCACAUUACAAGACGCCAUUCAAAGUAUUCCAAACGUUUCCUCUGAGUGUAUGACACGGAAUGUCGCGCAACGAAUCGCUCAAAUUCUUCGCGUUUGUGAUAGCAAUCAAAUCUAUAACAAUAUUGUUAACUAUAGACCCGAUAAGACAACUAUUUCGUCGGUUAUGCUGCUGUCGUGGUCGGCGGCCACCGGUCGCGAGUCUGCGCUCCACUCAUCCACCGAACACUUGCAUGAAUUGAUUUCCGAAGUAGUUGUCGAGAGUCCGGCCGAAGUGUAUCACGUGUGCAAAGAGGCCAUUGAAGUGUUGACUGUGAUGUUCAUGUUAUCGCCCGAAGUAUUAGUAGUGCUCAUGAAGGAGCAGAUGUGGCAAACCUUUGUCAUUGAUUUGCUACUAAUCUGUCGCGAAAAAUCUAUUCGUUCGACUUCUAUGGAACAGUUGGCUCUGAUCGCCACGAAGUGUGCGAUAGAACAGGACUUUUUAGUUAGAUUUAUACAGUUAUUGCACAACCAUUUGGGUUCAACGGUUCCAAUGGAGACCCACUACCAGUCAUCUCAAGAGUUUUUCCAAUUGUUUUGUCGACUUCUUAACUACGCGUCACAAACAAAGUGUUUGCUUCCAAACGCUUCCGAUCUUUUGAAUUACGAAAUGCAACAAUUGAGGAAUGUUAGGACAAAUCUUGUUGUCGACGGACUCAUCGAAGAGAUCCAAUUGGAGGGACAUUUGGGUAUAACUAAAGAAAUUAUCUCACUUUUGGAUUGCGAACAAAAAUAUGAUGUCGGCUGUGAUAAGAAUGGCAUUUGGGGUCCCGAAGGGCACGGAUUGAUCACUAUAUUGAUCGAUGAAUACAUAUUCCCGUCGUCUCGAGCUAUAUGUCAGACGAAUCAACAGAAGAACGCCAACCGAACACAUGUGGAAGAAGUGAACCCCAUUUGCACGUCUCCCUCCACUCUGACCGCUGCCUACGACGUGUUGGUCGCUCUUUGCACGGGUUGUCCCUUCAACUUACGGCUCACGGCCUCCACUCUCGUCGAGAUGUUCUAUUCAAACAACGAGCCGCUCGUCGAUUGGGAGUAUUUGCCGCCAAUCGGUCCGCGGCCUCCGCGAGGCUUUGUUGGCCUCAAGAAUGCCGGCGCCACUUGUUAUAUGAAUUCCGUUCUCCAACAGUUAUAUAUGAUUCAGGAAAUACGUGACGGAAUCUUAGCAAUAGAAGGCGCUGCCACUGAUCCCAAUGAGGACUUCUCUGGCGAGGAGAGGAACGAUUCAAUACAUUUAAGUAUUUCUAAUUUAGAUCAAAACCGAACCGAAGAGGUUGUGAAGAAUGACUCGCGAAAGGAUUAUAAUUUAGGAGUUCUUAAGCAAAUUCAAGCCAUUUUUGGUCACUUAGUUCUCAGUAAAUGUCAAUAUUAUGUUCCCAAAGGCUUUUGGAGACAUUUUAAAUUAUGGGGCGAACCCGUGAACCUUCGUGAACAACACGAUGCGCUCGAGUUUUUCAAUAGUUUAGUCGAUAGUUUAGACGAAGCGCUCAAAUCGUUAGGUCACUCACCGAUUAUGUCGAGCGUAUUGGGCGGCACUUUUGCCGACCAAAAAAUUUGUAGGGAUUGUCCGCACAGAUACUCGAGAGAAGAGUCAUUCACGACAUUAAACAUAGACAUUAGAAAUCACUGCAAUUUGUUGGACUCAUUGGAACAGUACGUGAAGGGAGACCUUCUGGAGGGCGCCAACGCUUAUCACUGCGAAAAGUGUAACCGAAAAGUGGAUACAAUGAAACGCUUGUGCAUAAAGAAGUUACCGUCAGUGCUGGCCAUUCAACUGAAGAGAUUUGAUUACGACUGGGAGAGGGAGUGUGCCAUUAAAUUCAACGAUUACUUUGAGUUCCCGCGUCUGCUCGAUAUGGAACCUUACACUGUGAGAGGUCUCGCCAAAGUGGACGGUCAGCUCUUCGACGAAGAGCUCGGCGCCUAUGAGGACGAGGAGGCGUUCGCCGAGAAGGAGAAACAGUGCACUAAAUACGACUUGUGUGGUAUUGUUGUGCAUUCAGGUCAGGCCAGUGGCGGUCAUUACUACUCGUAUAUUCUCUAUAAGAGUAAUAACGGAACGAAGAAGUGGUUUAAGUUCGACGACGGAGACGUCUCCGAGUGUAAGCUCGAUGAGGACGAGGAGAUGAGAGUGCAAUGCUUUGGCGGCGAUUAUAUGGGCGAAGUGUUUGACCAUAUGCUGAAGAGGAUGUCGUGUCGGCGCCAGAAGAGAUGGUGGAACGCGUAUAUACUCAUCUAUAGACGACUCGACACCGAAGAGACAGCGCUCGCCAAACGACUCAACGAAUUAGUUUUAAUGGAAUCCAAAACUAAUGAUAACAAGUUAUAUAAAAUGCCGGUCGCUAUCGAGCACAGCGUUCAGCGACAGAAUAUACGAUUCAUGCACACAAAGAAUCAGUUUAGUUAUGAAUACUACCAAUUCAUGAAGAAGUUGGUCAGCGCUAACGGACAGAUCGCUCACUCAUACGUCCCCAACAAAGACAACAGCAAAUUGAUUGAAGAGUUGUCCACAAUUAGCACACAUUUGGCCGCAAAGUUUUUGUUCUCCACUUGUCUUCGAACUAAAAAGACUCUUCGCGGACCAGCGAUGGAGUGGUACGAAGUGUUGAGUUUGCAUUUGCGAGUGAACGACACAAUUAGAAAUUGGUUCACCACUAAAGUCCUGUUAGCACAUCCCCACCGAUUCAGCGAAUAUCUGCUGGAAUGUCCGUCGGCUGACGUGAGGGCGGCUUUUAGUAAAAUAAUUAUAUUUUUAGCUCAUUAUGCCCUUCAAGAAGGAUCUCAACUGGAAGUGCAACCGACCUCCCACCCGACAGAGCCUUCAGUAUCCAAUUUAUCGUUUUAUUUAAUUCGGUCGACACUAGACUUGCUUCGGAAAGAAGUGUCAGAUUAUAGUCGAAAUUUAGGCCAAUAUUUCAGUAUGUUUUCAACGUAUGCCUCAUUAGGAAAGGCUGAAAAGCUACAGCUCCUGAAACAAGGGGUACCCGAAGUGUUUAUAUUAGUGGCGCUGGACGAGGGUCCGGGCCCUCCCAUCAAAUACCAAUACGCGGAUUUAGGCAAACUCUAUCACGUGGUGAGUCUUCUGGUCAGGUGUUGCGAUGUUUCUUCCAAAACCAUGUCUUCAAUGUCCGGCAAUCCUCGCGUUUUGAAUCCAUUCAUUGCCGAAGAUUUAGACGACUAUCUCAUACCGAUUCAGCCACAGGUCUCCGAAUUGUUGUUCAAUAAAACCAAUUAUAUUAAGAAAGUGAUCGAAGAGGCGAACAGUGCGGACGACACCAUAAAGUUGUUGAAAUUCUGCUGUUGGGAAAACCCUCACUUCUCCUCCACAGUAUUGAACGAACUCUUGUGGCAAAUCGCGUACUCCUAUGCCUACGAACUCAGACCUCAUUUGGAUCUAUUGCUCCAAAUGUUGCUUUUGGAGGACUCGUGGCAAACGCAUCGCAUUAUCAAUGCCCUCAAAGGAGGCGUUCCCGAAGAUAGAGAAGCGCUGUUCGACACAAUACACCGAAACAAAACGCAUUACCAGAAGCGCGCGUAUCAGUGCAUCAAAUGUUUGGUCACACUAUUCCAGUCGUGUCCGUUAGCGCACCAAAUAUUACACGAAACCGUCGAACUCAGGAGGAAGUGGUCGAGUGCUGUCACGUGGCUUAACGACGAGCUCGAGAGGCGGCCCUACGCGGCCAACACUCAGUACGGUUACAACAACUGGUCGCCACCCGCGCAGUCAAACGAGACCAGUAAUGGCUACUAUCUGGAGCGGUCUCACAGCGCACGCGUCACUCUGUCGAGGGCUCACGAGUUGUGUCCUCCCGAAGACGAACCCGAAGAUCAAGAAUAUCCGGAAAUGCCUGACGACGCCGACAGUAGUCCUCCCGAAGCGCUUAAUGAUGUGAUAACUGAGGGGUCGCGCCAUCAGAGGCGCCGAAUCAGACUCGGAGAUCAGGCCGUGAAUGAGGACACGUCUGCGAACAAGUGGUGGCAGGGGGUGAACAUCGAGUAUAAGUCCAACGAAACCACGGCUCGCAAUACCGCACCCGUGACUAACCCUCAAAGCCAUUCACAGGCCUGUCCUUCGAGUCCAACACAAGGCGAGAGCGAAGGUCCCAAUCGUGGCUAUCCGUGGAUUAACAGCUCAUCGCAGAACAGCUCUCCCACUAAAAUCAAACCAAUGAGUUCUUCGCCUCAGAUGAAGCCUAUGAUCGUCGGCCCCAUGACUGGCGCUCCAGUACCUCAACAACAAGAGUCCACUGGUUUUGAUAGUGAGUCCCAAUUGAAUGAAUCGUCGGAUAAAAGUCAACAAAAGAAUAUUUUUAAUGAAAAUGAAGACAAUUGAGGCGUAAGUGGUUUGAAGACAGCAAAACAUUUAGGAUAUUAUGUUUUAGACGAAUGAUUGAUACAUUAAUAUUGGAAUAAAUGAUAUUUAAUACAAACAAAUUUAUAUAUUUAUAAAACAUAAAUCUCUUCUCUAAACAAUUGAUUUUGAUAUUCAUUUGUCACAACAAAGUCUAUUAAAUUAUAUAAUAAAACACGAAAUAUUGAUUUGAUUUAUAAAAGUAAUUAACGAUACAAAACAUUAAUUAAUGACAAUUAAAAACUAAAAUGCAGUCAUUUUGAUAUGAAUUGAAUUAAUCACAAAACGUUGUGUACAGAGAGAUAUAAACAAAUAUGCAAAUAUUUCUGUUAAAACCAUUUAUAACGAAAAAAUGUUUUUUGUAACAUUUUUUGCUGUAAAUUCAAACC
Medioppia subpectinata is the source of this 7949-nucleotide messenger RNA. The record is from the annotation of a GenBank genome assembly. Lineage: Eukaryota; Metazoa; Arthropoda; Arachnida; Sarcoptiformes; Oppiidae.